CCCCGAGACGCGGGGCUCUUGCUGCCCUGCCGCCGCGCCACAAACCCAGACGCGCGAGGUGGAAGAUCCAUGCCAGGAGGCUCCUCCGUCCUCCCCCUCGCUCUCCGUCCUCCAAGAUCCGGGCGCCUCUGGCCUCCCCCGUGCUCCAUGGCUCUCCGUGCGAGGUCCACAGCCCACCGCGCCGACGACCAAGAAUCGUGCCGUCGAUCGACCGUCGAUCGUCCAGACCGCUGCUUCCACCUCAAUCGUUGGCUUCUGGCAGAUCCUCGUAGACAUCUAGAAGCAGAUCCUACUGCUACACUGCAGUACCCAACGUUGAAGGAACUGAGCAUCAUCGACAGGCUUGGCAUUUGUCCUCGGCUGUCACCAGAUUGCCCACCCGCGCUUAGGAUUUCUGCUCUGCUCCAAGGUAGUCUAAUGGAUACGUAUGGAAACAUCAAUAAGCUUUGUGCAGGAUCAUGUUCCUGAAGAUUGCAUGGUGGUGUUGAACCAGGGUCAGAGGACCCGGUUUGGCAAGGUACGGUGGCCGCCAUACCUUCAUUUUGUAACAAGUAACUCAGGUCUUUGACUGUUUGUCGCUGGCGCAUGGGAGCUCCAACUCCAACAUUCUGAGCAGAGAAACAGGGUGCAGGGAGGAAGAAAAACAGUAUUGGACUAUGUGAACCGUUGUGUGCGCUGAACUAAGCUGACGAAUGAGCUCUUUUUUGUUCUGUACAUCUAUGUUCUGUACCUCUAAGCUCUGUGCUUGAUGGAUUAUUACAUUUUGAAAUGUAUAUUACAUACUACUUUUAAUUUGAAUCUUAAUCUUUCGACAA
Panicum virgatum (switchgrass) is the source of this 815-nucleotide messenger RNA. RefSeq lists its product as uncharacterized. The transcript has 3 exons. Bases 70 to 468 code for a protein of 132 amino acids. NCBI's taxonomy places the organism in Eukaryota, Viridiplantae, Streptophyta, Magnoliopsida, Poales, Poaceae. The record is from RefSeq and is a predicted model, not a curated record.